GACAGACAUCGUCAAACCUCUUGAGCCGGAAGUAAUUUGACGAUAGCGUGAGGGGAGACGUUGUUUUUCCGGUGUUGCUUAAACGCGCCGAAUAAAGUACAGAGAUCCUGGUGGUGCCCUGGUUGUCUAAACAGAAAAGCCUCAGCAAUAAUAUUAUGUCGAUUUUUAAAGGGGAGGUGAUUUGGAGCUGAUGGGGGACGAAAAGGACACCUGGAAAGUAAAAACGUUAGACGAGAUCUUACAAGAGAAGAAACGCAGACGAGAGCUGGAAGAGAAAAGCGAUACCAAACGUCCGAAGAACACGGAUGAUCGGGAAUCCAAACGGGACACUCCGGAGGAAGGGGAGCUACGAGACAACAAAAUGGAAAUAACAAUACGUAAUUCACCAUACACAAGGGAAGACUCGACAGAGGACAGAGGAGAGGAAGAUGAAUCUUUGGCCAUCAAACCCCCACAGCAGAUGGCCAGAAAAGACAAGUCAUACCAUAGAAAAGAGGAGAAGCGAAAAGAUAAGAGGAGACGCAGGAGCCAUUCUGCAGAAGGAGCAGGAAAACAUAUGCGCACAAAAGACAAAGAAAAAGAGAGAGAUACUGAGCGUAGGAAGAGACCAUGGCAGGAGGACACCAAAGGUCGAAGAGAUUAUGAUCGACAGAAGAGAAGAGAUCAGGCCAGAGAUCACUCCCGUAGAGAGAGGUUAUCAGGGACAGUAACCAAAGAGCUUACAUCACAGCUUGAAGAAUCGGAAUCUGUACUUGGUAUCGCCUGCAAUAAUCCUGAUCGGAGCAUCCCUAAUGUUAAUAAUAACUUAUGGCCCUUUAUGUCUGAUGUGGUUGGAAUGUUACCCUCUCGGCCUGUGAAAGAUCGUCUGGAGCAACUAGAGCGACAGCGGGAACGAGAGCGAAAGCUCCGUGAACAGCAGCAUAAAGAGCAGAGGGAACAACGAGAACUAAAAGAGAGAGAGAAAAGAGCAGAGGAGCGGCGCAAAGAAAGAGACAUGCGCAGAGAAGCUGUGCCUUAUCAUAGAGGGGCUCCCGGUGAGGAGUAUGCUGAUAAAAGCCGGCCUCGACACCGUAGCCACAGUCGGAGUCCUAUUCGGCAACAGAGAGAGCCAAAAACAGAGAUCACAGAACAACGCAGAACAGUACGAGAGGGGAAGAUGGAGGAUAAAGAUGUUCUGUCUGAUCUUCAGGAUAUUAGUGACAGUGAAAGGAAGACCGCUUCACCAGAAUCCUCACUAGGCUCUGGAUCUGAGGAUGAUGAUGAUGAUGAUGGUGAUGAGAAUGAUGAGGAAGAGUCCAGCAGUCAGAGUGAAGGAGAUGAGGAGGGUGAGUCAGCAUCAGACUCUGAGGGCUCUGAACAGAGUGGAGAUGAACGACUUUGCAGGCCGUUUACAUUGAUGGACAGCUACAAAACACACUGCAAUAAAGGUGAAUUAAGUGAUGAAGAACAGUCAGAAGAGGAGGAAGAGGACAGAGAGAAUGGAAAUCACAUUCCUCCUAUUCCAGAGUCAAGGUUUGAUCAUGAUUCAGAGGUAAGCGUUGAAGAAGGGGAGACCGAGGAUGGUGAAGAUGCCGGAGAUGUUACACCUCAGACUCCCUCUCAUUCAGCUACUCCAGAAGACAACUACGUUCCUGAAUCUCCUCCCAUCUCACCUGUCGAGUUGAAGAAAGAGCUGCCCAAAUACCUGCCCGCUUUACAGGGCUGUCGGAGUGUGGAGGAGUUCCAGUGUUUAAACCGCAUUGAAGAAGGCACUUAUGGAGUCGUCUAUCGAGCCAAAGACAAGAAGACUGAUGAGAUUGUGGCCCUGAAGCGACUGAAGAUGGAGAAAGAGAAAGAGGGGUUUCCAAUUACCUCACUGCGAGAGAUUAACACCAUCCUGAAAGCCCAGCAUCCAAACAUCGUCACCGUCAGGGAGAUUGUUGUGGGCAGUAAUAUGGAUAAAAUCUACAUUGUGAUGAAUUAUGUGGAGCAUGAUCUGAAGAGUCUAAUGGAAACCAUGAAGCAACCCUUCCUGCCUGGUGAGGUGAAGACGCUGAUGAUUCAACUUUUGAGAGGCACACGUCAUCUUCAUGACAACUGGAUCCUUCAUCGUGACCUGAAGACCUCCAACCUUCUACUGAGUCACAAAGGCAUUUUAAAGAUUGGAGAUUUUGGUUUAGCUCGUGAGUACGGCUCUCCCCUCAAGCCCUAUACUCCUGUGGUGGUCACACUGUGGUACCGCUCACCUGAUCUACUGCUGGGGGCAAAGGAAUACUCAACAGCUGUGGACAUGUGGUCUGUAGGAUGUAUAUUUGGAGAACUUCUCACCCAGAAACCUUUAUUUCCUGGAAAAUCUGAGAUUGAUCAAAUUAACAAAAUUUUCAAGGAUUUGGGCUCUCCCAGUGAAAAGAUCUGGCCAGGUUACAGUGAGCUGCCCGCAGUAAAGAAGAUGACUUUUACUGAAUACCCCUACAACAACCUCCGUAAACGCUUUGGAGCGUUGCUCUCCGACCAGGGCUUUGACCUCAUGAACAAAUUUCUGACUUACUGCCCCGCCAAGAGAAUCACUGCAGAUGAAGCCCUCAAGCACGAGUAUUUCAGAGAGUCACCGCUCCCCAUUGAGCCCUCCAUGUUUCCCACCUGGCCGGCUAAGAGCGAGCAACAGCGAGUGAAGAGAGGAACAAGCCCACGCCCCCCAGAAGGAGGCCUGGGCUUCAGUCAGCUGGGUGACGAUGAUCUUAAGGAUACUGGUUUCCAUCUGACCACAGCUAACCAGGGCGCCUCUAAAGCUGGUCCAGGAUUCAGCUUAAAGUUUUGAUUGGCCAUCAGGCACUUUGAUUCAGAGCCAUGAGCGUUAUUUGAAUGAAUGACGUGAUGCUGAGACUCAUUUGAGAAUGAUUGAAAGAGAACAGCACACAGAGCUUCAUCCAGACAGACUCAUUUUUACUGGCACUGAGGACCUACAUGGAGGUUAAGACCUUCACAUUCCUGAUGCUCAUCUGAAUUAUAACAGUGCUGUGUUUUGUUUUGGGUUUUUCUCUUUCCUCUUGUGUUUUUAAUUAGCAGCAAAGCAGAGACAUUGUUUUAUUAGAAGCUGUGCUGUCUAAAAUUGUAGUUGUGUAAUAAGGUCAAAACUCAUUAAUGCUUUAUGACACGUGAAUACGAAAUAAAACUGAUUAAAAAAAACUUUCAGGUUGAUUUUUAUACUAGAUAUUUUUCUCUAGAAGUGAAAGAUUUGAAUUCUGUUCUUAUCGGAAAUCUCUUUGCAGUAGUCAUUCUACAUUAAGAUUUUUAAUCACUUGUUUCCAGCUGUAGAAGAAUCCAUCUCUAACCACAUGAUCUUUUGUUUCCACCUUCUAAAUUGCUACCAUGUCUACAAUCAUCACAGAUUCCAAUGAAAUGUUUAGCUAAACAGUCUGCUGAUGCAUUUUGAUCCUGUGUCCAUUUAUAUCAGAAUACAUCAAAACCAGAACCUACAAGAAAUUCUUAUUGGAAAAUACUGAAUAUCUGGCAAAAUGUUGGUAAAUGCAUUGUGUACAUUGGCAAUAAUGUCCAGUAUAAUACACAGCACACAAGACUUUAUCAGCCCCAUAAUUUAAUUCAGAGGCAACACUUUGCAUUAUGGUUGUAUUUGUUAAUAUUGUAUGAGAAACGGCAACAAAAAAUGUUUAUAGAUGUAGAUGUAAAAGCUUUUACAAAUACAUGUUUUAUCUGUUACAUUAUCUUGGUUAAUGCACAAUGGACUAACACUAACAAUUGUAUUGGCUUUAAAGCUGCUGUUUUUCAUGAUCCCAUUUUUCAAACUUUAGUUGCUAUGUGUAAGGUUGCAAUUAGAGCAUACAUAAUACCAGCUUAAUUAUAAAGCUCAAAGGACUUUCAAUGUUAUAUUUCUUGUUUUUGUGGUGUUGUGCCUAUUUGUACUGUUCUGGUUUUGAACCACUGGAUGGUUGUUUUCAUUCUGCCCCUUUUAUCUCUUAAUAUACCUUUACUCAUUAUGGGCAAAAAGUGCUAUUUCCACUUCAUCAGACACAUUUAGAUGGUAAUUGUAUAAAAGUCAUACUGCUGCAUGUGUUGCAUAGAGUUCCACCUUAAAUUUUCCUAAGCUUAAUCUUCCAUGAAGCUCAUUUGCUGCUUCUAUACAAGCAGCUCUGUCAAACUUUGAAUGUUUUCUUUUCUCUGUUUUCUGGACCUCUACUUAACCUCCAGCAUUUCUAUUAGUUGGCAUUACUUAAUCAAAUGAAGUAGGUUUGGGAGGAGCCUAAACAUUCAGUCCUGUCAAUCAUUUUGAGAACUUAUAUAAGUGAGUCUGUCUCCAUGCCUUCCCAGUGACGAUUCUUCCGGCAUUUUAUUAAAGGUGCCGUAGAAUGUAAAACUGUAUUUAUCUAGGCAAAGAUUAAUAAUAAGAGUUGUGUACAUGGUUAUGACAUAUCAUGAGCCUCAUGUAAACCUUGUGCAUGCAAAAGACCGCUGGAAAACAGACCAAUCUCAACAUGACAGCAACUGUGCAAAACAGUCGAGAUGUACUGAAUAAAGAUAUUUUGGUAAUAAAUGGCA
Paramisgurnus dabryanus is the source of this 4533-nucleotide messenger RNA. RefSeq names its product cyclin dependent kinase 11B (gene cdk11b). The record is from RefSeq and is a predicted model, not a curated record. Gene Ontology annotation, cellular component: nucleus. NCBI's taxonomy places the organism in Eukaryota, Metazoa, Chordata, Actinopteri, Cypriniformes, Cobitidae. Gene Ontology annotation, biological process: protein phosphorylation; regulation of mitotic cell cycle. Gene Ontology annotation, molecular function: ATP binding; protein serine/threonine kinase activity.